GCUCAAAUUGUCAGUGAACACGUGCUGAAGGAAUGAUUACGGUAGAAACUGGGCUAUUGUGUCAUAAAAUAAACAAGCAUGCAGUAGAGAGGCAAAGAUCGAAUCCUUGAGCGAAGUAAACAGCCAUAAUUGGCUUAUGGAGACAAGUAAGUUGCCAUGGAAACCUUUGGAGGGACAUGGCGAGACAAUUGCCAACAGCAGGGCGACAGGAUGGAUUUGGGCGAGGAACUUCUGGAGGCAAUUUGGUGCAACAAGCCUGAUGAGGUUUCCAAACUGAUCGAUGAUGGGGCCGAUGUUAAUCAGAUGGGACUGGUUUUCCAGGAUGAACCUAUUACCCCUUUAAGCCUAGCAUGUAAAAUGGGGCACAUGGACAUUGUGAAAAUUCUAGUCCAGAGGAAGGCGGACUUGAACCAGUCAGGGCAUGAUGGGAAGACUGCUAUGCAUUACGCUUGUGAAGGAGAUGAACGAAGGGAUGAAAAGAAAGAGAAUUUACUGGAAAUACUGGGCUUUCUUAUAAAGAAUGGUGCUAAUGUGGAGGCUAUGAACAACAUGCGAUGUACUCCACUUUUUUCCGCAUGUGAAAUGGAUGAUGUGGAUAUGGUUAAACUAUUGGUGCAGUCUGGUUGUAAAGUGAAUGUGCAGUCAGUGAAUGGUGAUUCCCCCAUGAAAUUGGCCUGUAGGAAUGCUAAGUUCUGGACAUACUGGCAUAGUAGGGAAAUGUAUGCUAACAGUACGCAGUGUAAUCCCCAUAAUUUACCACCAGUUCAGAUAACAAAGAUAUUGCUGCACUCCAAUGCUAACAUCUCAGAGGCCACCCUUCUCCCGACUGCUGUGCAGUUUGGUGACCUAAAACUUGUGAAAGAACUGAUUGAGUUAGGGAUGGACAUCAAUAUGCUGGAUGACAAUAUGUGCACACCUCUAGGUUCUGCAUGUUCAUGUGUGAAUGUGAAAGCAGAUGUAGUGAAACUUCUUCUGGAGCAUGGUGCUGACAUCAAUCGAGGAGGCGGGUGGAAGAAGCAGAAACCAAUCAUCUUUGCCUACGUCCACAAUUCUGUGAAUAAAAUCAAACUUUUGCUGUCUUACGGAGCUACAUUAACAAGGGAGGAAAUGACUAAUCUAGUAUCGCUUUCAUUUUCGAAAGCUAUUUUAGAAAACCCUGAAGUCAUAACUCCAUGGAGUAAAGAGCUGAUGUCCUGGAACUUGCUGCUGGCUGCAGGAUUUAUUCCUGUGGACAAUGACCCCGUCCUUGCCAAUAAACUAGAUCAACUCCGUCUGUGUAGCAGCUAUGACAAGAUUAGUCCCUGGAUAUGGGACAUGAUAUUUCCUUCCAGAUCUUUAAAAGAUUUGUGUCGCAUUGCCAUCAGAGAUAAUUUGAAAAACCUUGUCAAAGAUAUUGCCAUUGAAUUGCUUCCAUUGCCGACAGAAAUUAAAAAAUAUCUGCAAUUUAGUGAAUUUUAUUUGCCAGAGAAGGUCACUUCUAGUGAUUCAUAUGGUUCUAAGUCUCCUGUCAAACCGCCUUGUACAUAAUAUAACAUUAUUGUAAUAUGAUUACAUUAAUUUUGCUGUUGACCAAAGUAUGUAUCCAAUUUUAAUUUAUAUCGCCAAAGAAUUUAAAUAUGUGCUGAUUGUAUUUUAUUUACAUAGAUGUAGGUUAUUAUUGCGAAUUAUUAACACGUGCCAUAUUAUUCAGUUGUGAGAAGGAAGGCAUUAAAAUUCGUGCAUUUUGUUUGCAACAAACCAUUACUAGUAUUAUCAUUCUGUUAAAUUAUUUAUAUACACCUGAAUUAAAAAUGCUUCUAAAAUAUA
Messenger RNA from Saccostrea cuccullata (small rock oyster), 1806 nucleotides. Its product is annotated as ankyrin repeat domain-containing protein 27-like. Bases 157 to 1527 code for a protein of 456 amino acids. The transcript is spliced from 2 exons. Lineage: Eukaryota; Metazoa; Mollusca; Bivalvia; Ostreida; Ostreidae. Gene Ontology annotation, biological process: intracellular signal transduction. Gene Ontology annotation, molecular function: protein binding. The record is from RefSeq and is a predicted model, not a curated record.